AAUGUCUAUAAGAGAGCUGGUUGGGCUGUUCUGCAGUCUACUAAAAGCAAACGGAGUGUUAACAUAUGUAUUUAAUACGGUGAUUGUGUCAAGCAACUGUUGAAUUAUAUUUAAGUAAUAUAUGUAUAUUGAAGUGUACAGAAUUGAACGGAAGAAAUGGAAUAAAGUCACAAACAUUUACGAAUGUAUAUUACGAAUACAAACUUAUAACCAAAUAAAUGAGUUCAAGGGAAUCAAUGUGAAUAAAUAAUUGUGGGAAGUAUUGUCAUGCUGGGGAAAAUCGAAUUAAGUAAAAAUCAUGAUAAUUUUGUUAAAAAUAUAUAAACAAUGAGUAUACAAGUGAAGAAAAUAAAGAAAGUGAAUGUACAAAGAGUGUCCAAACCACAGUUCCAAGCCUAAUCAGUUUCAAUUAUAAAAUACCAAUUGAGAAAUAUCCCAAUAAAAUUUAUACAUGCAUCUACAUAGUUUGUACAAAUGAACAAAUCGCAUCAACAACGAAUGCAAUAUCUAUAAAUAAGCCAGUGAAAAAGACCUUAUAACCUUAACUCAAGAGAAAACAAAACAGGAGCAAAGCAGAACAUAAUAAAAAGCUGUACUUUUAGCGAAUGUUAAUGAUAACGACUAGAAAAUGACUGUGAUACAGGAUGUGAAGUCUACAGAUGCUUGUGUGGCGGGCAUUAAUUGCUGUUCCAAUACUGCCAACUCGGAAACGUCAAUCGACAAAUCAUCUGUUUGUGUGAAUCCCAGUUCCACGAGUAAUGUUUUGUACAAACCGAGUAAUUAUGACAAUUGGGAAUCCAAUUUUAACCUUUGCAAACAGAUUGAUAUCGAAUUCGAAAAUGUCAAGUACACAGUGCGGAAGUUUAAUUUUCAUGAACGAAAAUUUGUAACAAAGGAGAUUUUACAUGGGAUUAGCGGCGCAUUCCGAGCUGGGGAGCUUACCGCCAUAAUGGGUCCAUCAGGCUCUGGAAAGAGUACACUACUCAAUGUAAUGACAGGCUUUAGAGCCACUGGUGUAACAGGCACAAUAUGUGUCAACGGGGAUCCCAUUUCAACAAACUCACCCAGUUUUCGAGAACUUUCUUGUUAUAUACAUCAAGACGACUUGUUGAGGCCACUGAUGACCAUUGGUGAAACGAUGAUGUUAGCCGCACAUCUCAAGCUGGGCUUCAGUACAUCCAAGGAAUACAAACAAAACUUGAUCAAACAUAUAUUGGCCCUGCUGGGAUUGGAGCAUCGGUAUCAUGUAUUUGCGGGAAAGUUGUCUGGCGGCCAGAAAAAACGACUGGCCAUAGCACUCGAACUGAUAAGCAAUCCACCCGUUUUGUUUUUGGAUGAGCCAACUACCGGUCUGGACAGUUCGUCGUGCAGCCAAUGUGUAUCGCUAUUAAAAAAGUUGGCAUCUCUCGGUCAUACCAUAGUGUGUACCAUUCAUCAGCCUAGCGCAUUGAUAUUCGAGAUGUUCGACAAACUAUACACUGUUGUUGAUGGAAAUUGCAUCUACCAAGGGCCAGUAAGGGAGCUUGUACCAUUCCUAGAAGGGCAGGAUCUGGUGUGUCCAAGUUAUCACAAUCCAGCAGAUUUUCUGCUGGAGGUUGCAGUGGGGGAGCACGAUCGCGAUUUAGUAAAACUCAUAAAUGCAGCAAACAAAAAGUAUCACGAAGAUGCAGAUAACCAACAAAUAAAUGUGCAACGCUUGCUAUCUCGUAUUAAAAGUAAUGAUGCGUGCAGCAAAAUCGCUGGCAAUUUGAAACGUUUCCCCAACGUCAUGUCCAAACUUACGGCCUUCGAUUACGUAAAACCAGCCGCGGACGAAGUGGCUUUGGAGGAAGUAAAAUCGCUGAAUGCCAGCGUCGGCACAAGAGAAAAGUUGGAUGAUAAAGAUGGCGAUGCCUGCGCAACUGGGCGUAGGAAAAUUAAUGGCCCACGCAACACGGCCUAUAAAGCUUUACACACCGAGCAGGCCUCAUUUAUAAUGCAAUAUUUUCUGCUUCUGAAUCGGAUCUUCAUAUGUGCCCGACGGAAUUAUUUCUUGUUGUUGGCUCGGUUGAUGUCACACAUUGUAAUUGGCUUGGUAUUUGGUUACUUGUAUAUGAAUGUCGGCGAUAAAGCGACCACUGUGCUCGGCAACUAUGUCUAUUUGUACGGUACAAUUUUAUUGUUGGUCUACACCGGCAAAAUGGCUGUGGUGCUAACAUUUCCUUUGGAAAUUGGAAUGUUGACCCGAGAACAUUUCAACCGGUGGUACGGCCUAACUCCAUACUUCUUAUCGAUGCUGUCUUUUGAAAUACCAUUUCAGAGUAUUUGCGCAGUAAUUUACAUGGCCAUAAGCGUUUACCUAACUGGCAACAACACAAAUGAGUGCUUUCGGAUAUAUUACUUCGUUGUAUUAGCCGUUUUGGCGACACUUAGUGCUCAAGCCUGGGGUUUCUUUGUCGGUGCCACGCUACCAACCAAAUUGGCAGUUUUCUUGGGUCCCAUUCUGGCAGUAUUGUUUUCAGUGUUUGGGUUCUGCACGCGAUACAUCGAUAUCACGCCUAUCUUUCGCUGGAUGUGGCAUAUCAGCUAUUUUCGAGCAGGUUUCCACGGCGCACUUAAUGCUAUUUAUGGCUUGGAACGCCCAUUUCUAACAUGUCCGGAUACUGCAAUGUAUUGCCAUUUCCGAAGUCCCAAAGUAUUUCUCAACUACAUGAUGAUCUCGGAUGUAAAUAUGGCCGACUGCGUCACACUGAUGGUUGUCGUGAUUGUCGUUAUGCAUAUACUUACUCUAAUAACGCUCUGGCACAAAUUGAACAAACGAACGUGUUUGCUGGUAGGUCGCGGCACUACCUCGCAUAGAACAUUAGCGAUAAGUGUUUCCAAAGGUACUUUGGUUAAUUUUAGAGGAGUGAUUACAUUUCAAAAAUAUGGAAAUACUUUUGUUAUUAACUGGUCCAUAAAAAACUUAAAAAUUUCGAGAACAAAAAUACGUAUAAUUAAAAUGUCUACACCGAAUAUAAACUUUGGAUUGCUCUCCGCCAUCGAAGUUUCUUAUAGUACAAACAGUGACCAAACCGCAAGGACAACUAAAACGGAAGACAAUAACUGCGAUUUGAACAGCAGUAGAAACAGCACUAAUAUAAGUUCGAAGGAACAUAUGUCGGGCGAUAAACACGAACCCAUAAAGUUCGAAAAGGAGAUUUCAGAGGCGAAGAUGCCUAAAAUUGCAAUAACAGAAACCAACUCGACAACACUAAAAACAACAACGCCAGAAACUGUUCAUAAAUACCAUAGUAAUAAAACGAAUUAUUCGGAAAACAUAUCAAUGAACAGGCGACUUUCGAAGACCGAGUCUUUAGAAAACGAGUUUGCAGAAGCUGUCAACGCAACUCUUUCGAAAGCUGGAUAUGCUACGGCAAGUAGGACAAGUAGGACUCAUCAGCCUCCUCCUUAUGAAAGCGGACCUAUGGAGAAAGCAACCAGACCGCUUCAACAUGAAUACCCAAAACAAAUCAAAUCGAUAAACAUAAGUUUUGAAAAUAUUUGCUAUGGUGUUAAGACCGGUUUAUUCAAAAGAGAAGAUAAGCAGGUACUCAAUGGCGUUACGGGAGAAUUUCGUUCCGGUGAACUCAGUGCAGUCGUAGGACCGUCUGGAGCCGGCAAGAGCACACUGCUCAAUAUUCUCUCAUCAUAUACGCUUUAUGGGUUUUCAGGGAAUAUAAGGAUCAACGGUAAUCCGCGUGACGUGAAAACAUUCAAACCAAAUGUAGCCUUUAUCACGCAGGAUACCACACUGCAACCAUUUCUCACUGUCAAGGAGGCAAUGAAUUUUGCUGCUAACCUCAAAAUCGGUGCCCAAAUGAAUGCGAUUGAAAAACGUGAGCGGGUGUUGAAAAUUCUGAGGUCCAUGGGUUUGCUUGAGUCGCUCAACACGAGGACUGGUGACUUAUCGGGUGGCCAAAAGAAACGAUUGGCGAUUUCACUAGAAAUAGUGAAUAAUCCACCAGUUUUAAUAUUAGAUGAGCCAACCAGUGGGCUGGACAGCUCUACAUCUAAUCAGUGUAUUUCUCUAUUAAAAACUCUGGCAAUGGAAGGUCGCACGAUCAUAUGCACAAUUCACCAGCCCAGCGCCAUAGUAUUUCGAAUGAUCGACCAUUUGUUCGCGAUCGCAGAGGGCUCCUGCAUAUAUGCAGGCAGAACAGACAAUUUGGUUCCCUUUCUAGCUGAAAAUGGUUUACACUGUCCACAAUCGUACAAUCCUUGCGACUUUCUUAUGGAAAUAGGUACAAACGAUUAUGGUCCAAAUAAUAAACUGCUUAUUGAGAAAAUGCAAAACGGUCGUAAUACUGGGUAUCGACUAGUCAAACCUUCAUUUACCUUUUCAACCGCAAAUGCAACGUCAAAAAUUAAUACUAAUGUGCCAUUGGCAACAGUUGAAGAAUUGCCAUCACGUGUUUCCAACACGAACACACAUACCAAAGAGAAGCAGCAUCAAUGCUGUAGUGAUAGUAGAUUUUCUAAACCGAGGAAAUCGAGGAUUUCAAUUGAUACCGGACAUAUUUGUAAAAGUGACAAUAUUUAUGCUACACCAUUUUACCGUCAAUUAGCAAUUUUGCUAACCCGUACUUUUUUACUGCUUUGGCGUGAUAAUUCGCUUACAACACUGCGAUUCAGUAUUCAUUUCGGAGUGGCACUGCUCAUAGGCUUCCUCUAUUAUGAUAUUGGAAAUGAUGCCGCGAAUGCAAUGAAUAUUUUCCGUUAUGCCUUCUAUACAAUAAUGUUCAUUAUGUUCUGUGCCUUCUCGUCGAUCCUAACCAAAUUUCCCCUAGAAUUUCCCAUAGUUUCACGAGAACAUUUUAAUCGUUGGUACUCACUUCGCGCAUAUUAUAUUGCGAUUACUUUAGCCGAUAUACCAAUACAGCUUAUAUGUACGAGUCUGUUCAUAUUUCCUACGUAUUAUCUGACUGGACAACCUAUGGAGCUAAUGCGAUUCGCUUUGUACUUCACGAUCGUGUUUCUUACCGCUCUUGUCGGACAAAGUAUUGGACUCAGUGUAGGCUCAGCUCUGAGUGUUCAUUAUGGCGCCAUCUUUGGACCAUUUUUUAUUUGUCCUUUCCUGGCGUUUUCUGGAUUCUUCCUUCAAAGAAAAGACUCUCCAUUCUAUUUAAAAUGGAUGUUCGAUAUUUCAUUCCUCAAGUAUGCCUUGGAUGGAUCGAUGUUGUCGCUUUUCGGUUACGGUCGGGCAAAAUUGGAGUGUAAGGAAUUGUACUGCCAUCACUCCCAUCCUGUGUUUUUCCUUAAAAACAUGGAUUUGGCCAAUGCAAAUUAUAAACUGGCUGCCAUAUUUUUGUUAUCGUUAUUUAUCGUACUAAGAAUUCUCGCAUUUUAUAUCAUGUCUUUCAGGUUGAGAUUAUUCAGAUGAAAUAUGCUGUAUAUAUGUAUUUUAGGCAAGCAUUUUGUAUUAUAUAAUUAAUAUACAUCCUUGUAUACUAAUAAAUUUUAAUGAAAUGGAGAAUAGCUCAAAAUAAACCCUUAGACACAUUACAAUCAUUAUACCAGAGCAAUACAUACAUGAUGUACAUAUAUGUACAUACAUAUAUAAAACAAAAUAGUUGUAAGAAUAAAUAAACUGAAACCGAUUUACAGUUUCAUGGUUGGCCUCAAAGUGAAUGAAAUGUUAUAUACUAAAUACACAUAUUUGAAAUCUUUAAAUUUUAAGUUUUCCUAGCACGAUCAUUAGAAGUACCCCUUUUGUACAAAAUUGUGAAGUGCUCUCAACGCGAUUCCAUCGAUAAUCACAUUGGAAGUAAGAGGGAAGUUUUAAGAAUUUCUUCAAUCAGUAAAUCAAAUAUUAGUUAAAUAACAGACUCUGACCUUUACAAUGAAGUGGAAUUACCUUCUUUUAGGAGAACCAUAGCAGUCAAGGUUGUGUUUUUGUAAUAGAAGAUUGUUUGACGUUUGAACAUUCCUCACUUUUCAAAUUUCAUUUUUAUACACUCAAGUGUUUAAAACCGCAAUAAAAUAAAGGUAUUUUUAUUUAAAAAAUGUCUUUAAAUAAUUUAAGCGCUGUUGUUUAAUAAAUGUUAUUUACAAUUAAAUUUAUGGUUGUAAAAUACAUACACAUACGCGUAUGGUUAUGUUUACAUAUUUGCUUUAUUUAUUUAUAUUUUAACUUAGCAAGCCCACGUUAAGGGGUUAGGGGUAGUCAGAGGCACGAAAAAAUGAGAAUUUUCAGAUUUUUUUUGUUAUUAAAUCGUGUUAUUUUACAAAAGUAGUAAUAUGGCAUUAUUAUAGAAUGUGUUAACUUGAAGUCACGAAAUUUUCAAAAAAAUAAAUUUAAUUUCCAAAGUUAUAGUUGUUUGUGUUGACCCAUUUCCAAAAAAGGG
Molecule: messenger RNA, 6365 nt
Organism: Bactrocera dorsalis (oriental fruit fly)
Lineage: Eukaryota; Metazoa; Arthropoda; Insecta; Diptera; Tephritidae
Exons: 21
Coding region: 629-5401 (1590 amino acids)
Cellular component (GO): plasma membrane
Molecular function (GO): ATP binding; ABC-type transporter activity; ATP hydrolysis activity
Source: RefSeq, a predicted model, not a curated record